Messenger RNA from Thermothielavioides terrestris NRRL 8126, 3443 nucleotides. RefSeq lists its product as uncharacterized. The record is from RefSeq and is a predicted model, not a curated record. The transcript has 3 exons. Lineage: Eukaryota; Fungi; Ascomycota; Sordariomycetes; Sordariales; Chaetomiaceae. Bases 186 to 3179 code for a protein of 997 amino acids. Gene Ontology annotation, biological process: calcium ion transmembrane transport; intracellular calcium ion homeostasis. Gene Ontology annotation, cellular component: membrane. Gene Ontology annotation, molecular function: ATP binding; ATP hydrolysis activity; P-type calcium transporter activity.
CGCUUUCAGGCUUCGUCCUUGAACGGGUUUCUUGUUACAGUCUCCUUCUUUGCCCAAUGGCACUGUUGUAACCUGUCGCUUGUCUCGAAUUACGGAGGAGUUUUCGGGUUUUGGUUGUCCACCUCCAUUUCGGAAGCCGCUCUUCAUAAUUAGACACGCCCCGCUGCAGGCCAGGGCCAGCAGCCAUGGAGAACGCAUUCGCAAAGCCGAUCGACGAGGUGCUUGGCACCCUCGGAGUCGACGUGACAACCGGCUUGAAUGACGAGCAGGUCGCCAGGCUACAGGCCAAAUACGGCAAAAAUGCCAUUGCCGAGGAACCGCCCACGCCCCUGUGGGAGCUCAUUCUCGAGCAGUUCAAGGACCAGCUGGUCAUCAUCCUUCUCGGCUCCGCCGCCAUUUCGUUUGUGUUGGCACUUUUCGAGGAGGAGGGCGGGUGGAGCGCGUUCGUCGACCCGGUUGUCAUUCUCACCAUCCUGAUCCUCAAUGCCGUCGUGGGCGUCUCCCAGGAGAGCAGCGCCGAAAAGGCGAUCGCUGCGCUGCAGGAAUACUCGGCCAACGAGGCGAACGUGGUGCGCAAUGGCCAGAUUCACCGGAUCAAGGCGGAGGAGCUUGUGCCGGGCGACAUCGUGGAUGUCUCCAUCGGCGCGCGCAUCCCCGCCGACUGCCGACUCGUGUCGAUCCAGAGCAACAGUUUUGCCGUUGACCAAGCCAUCCUCACCGGCGAGAGUGAGAGCGUCGGCAAGGACCCCCGUGCUGUCGUGAGCGACGAGAAGGCUGUGCUCCAGGACCAGGUCAACAUGUUGUUUUCGGGCACGACUGUUGUGACCGGCCACGCCAAGGCCGUGGUCGUUCUGACCGGCUCCAAGACGGCCAUUGGCGAUAUCCACGAGAGCAUCACCGCGCAGAUCUCCGAGGCGACCCCCUUGAAGCAGAAGCUCAACGACUUCGGCGACCAGCUCGCCAAGGUCAUCACAGUCAUUUGCGUCCUUGUCUGGCUCAUUAACAUCCCCCACUUCAGCGAUCCCAGCCAUGGAAACUGGACUAAGGGCGCCAUCUACUACCUCAAGAUCGCCGUCUCCCUUGGUGUAGCCGCUAUUCCCGAGGGCCUUGCUGUCGUCAUCACCACUUGUCUCGCCUUGGGAACGCGAAAGAUGGCUGCCAAGAACGCAGUCGUUCGGAGCUUGCCCUCCGUCGAAACCCUGGGUAGCUGCAGCGUCAUCUGCUCCGACAAAACCGGCACCCUGACCACAAACCAGAUGAGCGUGAGCAAGAUCGUCUAUUUGAACAGUGACGGUACCGAUCUGGAGGAGUUUGACGUCGAGGGCACAACCUUCGAGCCGAAAGGCGACAUCAAGUUCCAGGGCAAGGUGGUUGCGGAUCUCGCCCAGGAGUCCACGACGGUGCUCCAGAUGACCGAGGUCGCUGCCCUCUGCAACGAAGCCCGGCUUGAUUACCACCCGCAUUCGGGAACCUAUUCCAACGUGGGCGAACCGACCGAGGGUGCCCUCCGCGUCAUGGUCGAGAAGAUCGGGCCCCGCGCUCCUUCCGACUGCCACCCCCAGGAUCGCGUACAUUACGCCAGCUCGUGGUACGAGAAGCAGUACAGCCGCCUUGCCACGUAUGAGUUCUCGCGUGACCGGAAAAGCAUGUCGGUUUUGGUUCAGAAUGGAAGUGAGCAGAAGCUGUUCGUCAAGGGUGCGCCCGAGUCCAUCAUCGAACGGUGCACCCAUGUUCUUCUGGGACGCAACGGCAAGAAGCUUGCUUUGAACCGCAAGCUCGCCGAGCUACUCUUGAAGGAGGUCGUCGAGUACGGCAACCGGGGUCUCCGUGUCAUCGCUCUGGCCAGCCGCGACCAGGUCAAUGAUGAUCCCCUUCUCCACAAGGCCAAGUCCACGGCCGAGUAUGCCGCUUUGGAGCAGAACCUCACCCUUCUCGGACUUGUCGGCAUGCUGGAUCCACCUCGCCCGGAGGUCCCUGCUGCUAUCCAAAAAUGCAAGGAGGCCGGCAUCCGAGUCAUUGUUGUCACGGGCGACAACCGCAACACGGCCGAGACCAUCUGCCGGCAGAUCGGCGUGUUUGGCCCCAACGAGGACUUGACCGGCAAGAGCUUUACUGGUCGCGAGUUUGACAACCUCAGCCCGAGCGAGCAGCUCGAGGCAGCCAAGAACGCUUCUCUGUUCUCCCGCGUGGAACCCACCCACAAGUCCAAGCUUGUGGACCUGCUCCAGUCGCUGGGCGAAGUUGUGGCCAUGACAGGCGAUGGUGUCAACGACGCCCCCGCCUUGAAGAAGGCAGACAUCGGCGUGGCCAUGGGCUCGGGUACGGAUGUGUCAAAGCUCGCGGCCGACAUGGUGCUGGCUGACGACAACUUCGCUACCAUCGGGGUCGCCAUCGAGGAGGGACGCUCCAUUUACAACAACACCCAACAGUUCAUUCGCUAUCUGAUUUCCUCCAACAUCGGCGAGGUCGUCUCCAUCUUCCUGACCGCCGCGCUGGGCAUGCCCGAGGCUCUCAUCCCCGUCCAGCUGCUCUGGGUGAACCUCGUCACGGAUGGUCUGCCGGCCACCGCCCUGUCGUUCAACCCGCCCGACCACGACAUCAUGAAGCGGCAGCCAAGGAAGCGCGACGAAGCCUUGAUUGGCGGCUGGUUGUUCCUCCGGUACCUGGUCAUCGGGACAUACGUCGGUCUCGCCACGGUCGCCGGUUACGCCUGGUGGUUCAUGUUCUACUCGGAAGGACCCCAGAUCAGCUUCUACCAGCUGUCGCACUUCCACCGCUGCGCCGCCGAGUUCCCCGAGAUCGGCUGCGAGAUGUUCACCAACGACAUGGCCAAGGCCGGCUCGACCGUGUCGCUGUCCAUCCUGGUCGUCAUCGAGAUGUUCAACGCCAUGAACGCCCUCUCGUCGAGCGAGUCCCUCCUGACGCUCCCCGUGUGGGAGAACAUGAUGCUGGUGUACGCCAUCGGUCUGUCGAUGGCGCUGCACUUUGCCUUGUUGUACAUUCCCUUCCUGCAGACCCUCUUCUCCAUCCUGCCGCUCAACUGGGCCGAAUGGAAGGCAGUGCUCGUUAUUAGCGCGCCUGUAAUUUUCAUUGACGAGGUCUUCAAGUUUGUAGAGCGGGGGUUCCUCGAUCGGAGUACCGCUCGUGGGCUGCCCAAAGGCAAGAAGAAGGAGCUGUAGAGAAAAGCCCGGCAUGUAGACAAUCCGAUAGAUCUGAUUGUAGUACAUAAUGAGGGUAUAGACCGGGGUGGAUGUCCAGACAUCACAAUGCACAGCAAUCAUGGAAGGAGAGCAGAUGCUACGCGGCCUCUCUUGCAAUAUCGACCACGGUGUCUCAAGAUGCGUUUUAGUGUUAACAACGCCCCAGCUGCCCCAGCCCAACCAUAGCAAGCAUGUGAUCAUGCGCGCCAAACCAUCAGUCCCCCUAACCGUUUCCAAACGCAU